GAGGAAGGACCUCCUGUGGAAAGACAUAGAGAUGGUAUUCUCAGAGUACCCAGUGAAUCAGAUAGUGACCUCCCUGGUCUCCAACACACAGGAGUCGUCACUGUCUCUGAGGGAGAGGACGGCGAGAAUUGACAUCAGGAGGGAUGUGGAGAAACUCAAGUUUAAGUAUGAAGGCAAUGGAAGGCUGACAGAUGUGUCCUCGGCUCCAUCUUUACUACAGAGUGUCCAUCAACUGCUGGAGGAGUCCCAGUUGAAUCACAUCAAGAAAUUUGUGGAGACAGAGAAACACAAGAAUCAGUGUGUGCGUAUCCACCAGCAGUUAGAGCAGCUGAGGGCAGAGGUAGACCAGCAGUUUAAGUCCCAAAUACAGGGUAACCCAGGGGCUCUGGACUUGGCCAGGUCCUUGUUCGAGACAGAGCUGAGCGUGGCUGGAUCAAGGGCAGCUCUUGCUUGCUUGGAGGACAGAAACACAGAGUUAAAACUCCGCGUCAGUCAGUCUGCUAAGGAGAAGGAGAUUCUGCUUGCCAAAUAUCAGCAGAUACAGGAUUUUAGGAAAUUGGCUGACAGCAAGCAGGGAGUGAUCAGAGUUCUGGUGAAACAGAACACUAAUGCUGCCAGCAGAUUGGCAGAGCAACAGAUUGCGAUCCAGCAGUAUGUCCAAAGGUCACUGUCCACCCAUGAAGUGGACGUGAAGACCAAUGUGACCCAUCUUAAGGAUCAUGUUAUUAAGGAGGUGGACGCCUUUGCCGCCCUGGCCUUGCCAUACCUUAUGUACACUGUGUUAGAGAGUGCCCAGAAGUUAGCUGUGAUUGACCUGUCCAUCAACAGACUGACCGGUCCAGGUGCUGGCCACAACCAACAGCUACAGCAGGUGCUCAACGCUCUGGAGUUUCCUGUCUUCAAGGCUCCUGAGUGUCUCCUGCGGAAGGCCAUGGAGGUGAAGAUGGAGAUAGAUGACAUGAACGCCCAGCUUGAGAGCCAUGAAGUGCUAGGCAGACUGCUGAGGGGGGCAGAGAGAGACCAGGCCCUCACUGUGGAUCACAUAGCAGGAUUAUGCCAGGAAGUAGAAGAGAAUGACAGGAAGCAACUGGAUGCUUUAUUACCAGUUCUGCAGAAAAGGAUUUCCAGAGCAAGUCAGGCUUUAGCCGAGUGUCUUGAAGUGAAGGACUGUGUGCAAGCUUGCACGGUAGAACUUACCAGCAGUGGAGAGAUCAGUGGACUGUGACUGUCACAAAGUUAAGACAGUUACAAGUACAACAGCAGUGAAAUACCCAACUGUGACAGUCACAAAGUUAAGACAGUUACAAGUACAACAGCAGUGAAAUACCUACUGUGACUGUCACAAAGUUAAGACAGUUACAAGUACAACAGCAGUGAAAUACCCAACUGUGACAGUCACAAAGUUAAGACAGUUACAAGUACAACAGCAGUGAAAUACCUACUGUGACUGUCACAAAGUUAAGACAGUUACAAGUACAACAGCAGUGAAAUACCCAACUGUGACAGUCACAAAGUUAAGACAGUUACAAGUACAACAGCAGUGAAAUACCUACUGUGACUGUCACAAAGUUAAGACUGUUACAAGUAUAGUUACAAGUAAUAAUACCCCCUGUGAAGAGUUUUGUUACUAAACUUGUCUAAAGUAGCAGAAACAGUGAGGAGAAAUUGACCUUCACAAAUGUAUGUCAGCAAUGUGAUAUUCAACAGUAAAAAAAAAAAAAGUCUGGGCUUAUUAAUAUAGUGUUUUUGCAAGAAAUCUGUAGUCUAUUAGGCAGGGCACUUGCCUGGAGUCACGGACUAUUUAUUUUGA
Messenger RNA from Lingula anatina, 1810 nucleotides. RefSeq lists its product as uncharacterized. The record is from RefSeq and is a predicted model, not a curated record. Gene Ontology annotation, biological process: centrosome cycle; spindle assembly. Gene Ontology annotation, cellular component: HAUS complex; centrosome. NCBI's taxonomy places the organism in Eukaryota, Metazoa, Brachiopoda, Lingulata, Lingulida, Lingulidae.